ACUGAGUCAGCCGCGUCUCAUUUCUUCACGCCUUCACAGCUCCUGGACGCUUUUUUACGCCGUUGCCGAUUAGGGAGAGCUGCCAGUUACGGUGGAAACUGCGCGUCUUCAACUCGCUGUCUAUGAUUUCAAUGGACUUGGUCAUUAUUGUAGCUCUUGUAGUUCUGCAAGUGUCUCUGCAGCCAUCUCUUGCAGCCUUGUUUACAGUGGAGGCAGAGCACACUUCAUAUAAUUCUGAGUAUGGAGGAAGUGUUGUGAUGGGCUGCAGGUUUUCUUCCAAACCAGCAAAUCCUCAAAAUGACCUCAAGGUUAUCUGGCACUUGAUGGACGCCGGUCCGGAUCAGGAAGUGAUACGGCUAGUUAACAACUUGGAGAGCUCUGUGUCUUCAAAGUUCAAGGGUCGAGUGAAGCUUCUCACCGAUGAACUGAAAAAUAGCUGGGCAAAGAUACAGAUAUCAGAUCUCAGGAUCACUGACUCUGGGAUGUAUCAGUGUUUGGUUCAAACAACAGAAGGGACCGAUUAUAAAACUAUAACUUUGUCAGUUGGAGCACCAUAUCACUCGAUCUCAAAACAGAUUGAGAGGACGGCAGAGGGGGAUAAAGUGGUGUUGACCUGCCAGUCUGAGGGAUACCCUAUGUCCCCCGUUGUGUGGCAGGAUGAGCAUCUGCAGAGUUACAUUUCCAACACCACGACGACAACAACGCCAGACGGUCUCAUUAAAGUCGUCAGUCAGAUUGAAGUCAGCUCUUCAGAGAAAAUAAAAUACACAUGUAACUUUACAAAAGACCACUCGUCUGCAACAUUUCACAUUCCAGAUGAUAUACCGCCCCGUCAAGGAGAAAAUGACAUCCUCAUCGUUGUGUUGUGUUUAGGAUUAGUACUGACUGCCACUGGUCUUGGAGUGGUCAUUUACAGACGCCGAAAAGGUGCCAGAACUUCCAGGACCCAUAGCUGCCUGGCCGGUGAUGAGGAGUCCACGUCUGCAGCUGCCUGCCUACAGAAAGAAAAAGGAAACGAAGUUGAGGAAAUAGUUAUUACUGAAGGGAAGGGAUGCCAGUGAGACUCCAGGAUCUACUCCCAAGUACCGGUGAAGUCUUGUUACCUGAGGGAGGGACCUCCUGGAAGAGGGAAAACUACCAUAGCCGACAUCCUGCCCUCAUCUUGGACCAAUGCCGCUUCUCAUUUCCUUGAUGCCAGCUUUCUGGAUCUUCUUAUGUACGUCAGCUGCAGCACCUGGAAGGUGACUUGCUCCAGGAAGCAACAAGGCGGCUCUCUUUUGGUGAAAAGAUAUCAGCGGAGAAGUUGAGGACUGUUGUGUCCCAGUCUGACAAGACUCUGCUUCGAUUGGGUAAAGACGGGAGCCGCUUCUUUUGCAUGAGACUUUGAGGAGGCUUCUAAUUGAAAGAGGAUCUUGAAGAGUAUUACUCACAUCCUUUAUAUGCGACUGCCCUGCUCUUGAGAAAGAUCUGAAGACGAGCUCGACACCAAUGCACCGAGUACAAUCUGCAAAGUACUGAGGACACAAUGGCGAUGAACAAAAAACAUGUCACUUUUUUUGAAGAAAUGAUAGUAUGUAUAGUUUUUUUUUUAUAAAGCCCAAAUAUGCUGCAACGUAAACACAUUUUAAAAAGUAUGUGCAAUAAAUAUAGACUUUUGUAUUUUUAUAAUUUGACUUUGUUGUCUACUUAAUUGAAGAGACUACAUUU
Molecule: messenger RNA, 1707 nt
Organism: Poecilia latipinna (sailfin molly)
Lineage: Eukaryota; Metazoa; Chordata; Actinopteri; Cyprinodontiformes; Poeciliidae
Product: programmed cell death 1 ligand 1
Exons: 9
Coding region: 123-1061 (312 amino acids)
Biological process (GO): cell surface receptor signaling pathway; T cell costimulation; positive regulation of T cell proliferation
Cellular component (GO): external side of plasma membrane
Source: RefSeq, a predicted model, not a curated record